Molecule: messenger RNA, 1956 nt
Organism: Elgaria multicarinata webbii
Lineage: Eukaryota; Metazoa; Chordata; Lepidosauria; Squamata; Anguidae
Gene: CD302
Product: CD302 molecule
Exons: 6
Coding region: 122-838 (238 amino acids)
Molecular function (GO): signaling receptor activity
Source: RefSeq, a predicted model, not a curated record
CUCUUCCCCUUCGCGCUAGCCAGAGCGAUGGCCAGGGCUCGCCCACCAGGCCGUGGGUGACGCAUAUGAAGCCUUCGGUGACACGAACCGGGUCGGGCGGACUGAGCUCGCUGGUUGGGCCAUGGGCGCCCCCUCGCCGGCGGUCUAUUCCUCCCUCCUGAGCGCCCUUCUCCUGGCUACCGCGGCGUUGCCCUGCCAAGGCUCCGACGCAUGUCCUUCUUCUGCUUGGAUUUCGUUCGGAAGGAGUUGCUAUGCUUUACUUCCAGGACCGUGGGGGAUCCACAGUAUUGAUGAUGCCAGGGAGUACUGCAGAGGCAAUGCCUCUGGAGCUGAUAUUAUUAGCAUAAAUAACAAAGAGGAGAAUACCUUUAUUCAAAAGAGUUUCUGCUCUCAUUGGCAUGGACCUGAAUAUAUAUCAUUGGGCAUGUUUUUUGACACUGAUGAUGAUGAUCUCAAAUGGUACGAUAAAUCAAAUGUUAGUUUUACAAACUGGAUGGAGGAGGAAAGUAACAAGAUGCUCCUGGACACCUGUGCUACUAUGCACACGACCUCAGGUGGAUGGAAAAAAACAGGCUGUGAGCAACUCCCGCUGAAUGCGAUUCUGUGUGAAGUUCCCACGCUUUAUGAAAAGAAGUAUAUACUGGCUGAAACAGCUUGGACAACUACGUUAGUUAUAACUUCAACAGUAAUUGUGGCAGUGUCUGCAGCAAUACUCUGGUUCCUUUACCAAAGAAGAGUUUCUUCUGGAGCACAAUAUACCAUACAGAAUUCUACCACUGAAAUUCCAUAUGGUGAUGAAGCGGUACUUAUAGAUGAGGAAAAUGAACAUACUGCCUAAAUUGCAUUUAUGUAUAUAUACAUAAUUAGAGAAAGGAGCAACAGCAUAACUUGAAAGCAAUCAUGCACUUAACCUAUACACUGCUAUUCCAUAUGAAGAUCUUAAUUUUAAAUCUUCAAUUGUUAUUGAAAUUGCUCUUACUCAUAUGAAUUAAUUUUUUGUCUCUGCAACUAUUGUACUUUGUCAAAAAUUGCACUUCUAUAAUGUUAUUGACUAUGCAGUUUCUUACAUACUUUUGGGGUGGGUGGGGUUAAAAGUCUCACUGCAGGACAAAAAAUUAGCAGGCAUUCAUCGCUCGAGCAAAAAUUAAGCACUUUAAAGCUGCUUAAUAUCUUCAGUUGAAAUUAUGGGACUUGAAGUUGGUUCCUUUUAGCUAAAGCUGAUUGUUUACAGAUCACCCUAAUUCUGUGCACAGAAAUCCUUUGAGAUCUGUCCACAAACGAAAACAUCUUCUGCAACUAGAGAUGUACAAAUCACUCCUGCCUUUUAAAAGCCUCUGUGCUAAACCUAUUCUGAAGAGUCAGUCAAUACACCACCUAAAAUAGGCUUAGAGUUUGAAGAACUUUAAAAGCUCAAACCUGCAGCCACUAUUACAGACAACCACGAUUUCGGAACUCUAGUUGUUAGGCUGAAACUAUCUGCAAGAACCUUUGGUUUUCCUAUCAGUCCCAUCACAAUCUUGAUAAGUUUAUGGCAGUCAAAAGUCUUCUCACCAAAGUGCUACUUGGACAAAGAAGUCACAAAUGCUUCUUAGGAGCAUGUAGCAGCUCAUUAAUUUCAGACCAUGAACCUUGGGAACAAUGCAGAACAGUAAAACCUGUGGAUUGAAUCAUCAUACUGAAGUGUUACAUAUUCUCCAUAACUUACGCUCAACUAACUUUAUAUUAGCACAGAUAUGGAAAAAAAGCCAUGAGCAUCCACAUUACAAUUUCCAUCUAUAUAUUUUUAUAAGUGUUUAAUAUUCUGGUAUUGUUAAAUAUUUUUUUGUCUACUAUAUAACCAUUGGUUCUUUGGAGAACUGAUAGAAAGCAGAGCAUGAUGUUUUCGUAAAAUAAAACAGGAAAGAGGCCUUCCUAUUAUUGUGUACAUUAAGCAAGCCAAUGUUUACAAUAAAAUAC